AUGACUGCUCUUUCUUCCUCCACUCAUGCUUUGCGGUCAGUGACUUUGCUAGUCACGAGCGUAUCGAGACAUACAACUCAGACCCUCAGGCCAUUGAAAAGCCAGUACCUACGCCAACAUCGGUACACCUCUGUCAUUACCGAUGCGAAGGCGAGCUCCUUUGACCGUGUCACGGAUGUUUUAGUCGUGGGAUCCGGGGCCGCGGCUCUGACGGCUGCCGCCAGGAGCCGCUCUCUUCAGAUGGACACACUUGUUGCAGAGAAGACGGACAAGAUUGGAGGAACGACGGCCUACUCUGGCGGUGGUGUAUGGGUUCCUUGCAAUCAUCUCCAAGCUCAAAAUGGAAUUUCCGAUUCGCCUCGAGAUGCAGCGACCUAUAUCAACUCAAUCGUCAGAGAAGGAGCGCCAGCCAGCACACCAGCACGAAGAGCCGCGUACCUCGAGUUCAGCCCCGAGAUGGCCAAGUUCCUCGACGAUCAAGGUUUCAAAUGGAAUCUAGACCUGCCAUACCCCGACUACCAUGCCCUAGAGCCUGGGGCAAGCGUUACAAGCAGAAGCAUAUCACCAGCUCCAUUCGACCUAAGAACUCUGAGUAAUAAAUGGCAGAGCCACUUGCGCACACCCACCGACUGGCAGCCCGUCAUGACCUCGGUGGAGGCGCGAUCUCUGUUUCGGUUUGGAGCCUCUAUUGGAGACUUCCUCAAGGCUGUUCAGUUGGUGGCUCUAAGGCCACUAUGGGCAAUAAUGCGCGGCAAGAAACUCGUCGCCGCCGGAGUUGGGUUGAUUGCUCAACUCUUGCACAUCAAUCUGUGCCUCGGCACGCAGUUUUGGACCGAUGCUGGAUUGGAUCGGCUCCUCACGACUCCUGCUGGCGAUGUGGUAGGUGCCCUCAUCGAACGUGAUGGGAAACUUCUCAGGGUCCAGGCCAAGAGGGGAGUGAUCCUUGCUGCUGGUGGAUUCUCUAGAAACCCAGAGAUGCGAGAGCGAUUCCUGCAGCAGCCCACACAGGCUGAAUGGAGUCUGACAGCGCCAGAAGACAAAGGAGACGCCAUCAGGGCUGCAAUGGAUGUUGGGGCAGACAUGGCCCUCAUGAAGCACGCUUGGUGGAUGCCAUGCCUCAUGGAUAACGGCAAGCCCAUGUUGGACGUCUAUGCCCGCUCAUUUCCUCACUCCAUCAUUGUCGACCAGUCCGGGCGGCGUUAUUUUAAUGAGUCUGAGUGUUAUUGCGACGCUGGCAACAACAUGCUUGCAAGAAAUGGGGAAACGCCGUCCAUUCAUUCCUGGGAAAUUCUUGACUCCCGUCACAGAAGAAGGUAUAUGCUGGGCCGUCUGCUUCCAGGUUUCACGCCCAGGAAAUGCAUCACGUCGGGAUUCUUAUACAAGGAUUCAAGUCUCAGUGGUCUAGCCAAACAGAUCGGCGUCGACGAGCACCAGCUGCAGGAAACAGUCGAGCGGUUUAACAAGUUUGCUCUAGAUGGCGUCGACCAAGAUUUCCAGCGCGGCCUUAACCCCUACAACAAAAUGUUUAGUGACCCAAGCCAUGGACCAAAUCCCAACUUGGGUACCAUGGAGAAGGGGCCCUUCUAUGCAGUCAAGAUAUACCCCGGCGACAUUGGCACCAAAGGCGGCCUGGUAACUGAUGAGCGCGCCAGGGUUCUGAACAAGCAAGGCCAGCUUAUCAAGGGCCUGUACGCGACGGGUAAUACCACGGCAAGUGUGUUUGGGUCUAGAUAUCCUGGAUCUGGAGGUACCCUUGGGCCUGGAAUGACCUUUGGGUAUGUUGCUGCUACAGAUAUGGCUGGUCAAUGA
Messenger RNA from Fusarium keratoplasticum, 1809 nucleotides. RefSeq names its product FAD-binding-2 domain-containing protein. The record is from RefSeq and is a predicted model, not a curated record. The transcript has a single exon. Lineage: Eukaryota; Fungi; Ascomycota; Sordariomycetes; Hypocreales; Nectriaceae. Bases 1 to 1809 code for a protein of 602 amino acids.